UGCACUUUUACUUUCGUUCUCUUUCAUCUUUAAAACGAAGAAGACAAAGGGCCCAGUGGCUGAGGAAGCUCAAAGCCACGCCACCGCAUUAAGGCACCACUCUUUCUCUCUCAAACACUUUUGUUCUCCCCAUUCUCUUGUCUUCUUCCCAGAUUUCAGAUUUUACCAAAAGCAAAGCAAGACUCUAUUUUAAGAAGAAACUUCUAUUUCUGGCGGUUACCCGAUUCCAGCUUAUUUGUCUUCCGGGGAACAAUGUCCUGCGGUUCCAUAUCCGGCUUAGCACAGGAAAGCUUAAGUCUCUACGAAAUCACUCUCUUCUUUCUCUCCUGUUUAAGUUCUCUUUAGACUGUUAGUCUCUGUUCGGGUAGUGGAAAAUGUUGUUGUACACCUUUUUGUCUGCUUUAUUCUUGCUUCCGGUUCUUGUUCUCUCCAAAGACCCGGCCUUUACCGACGACAUUCUGGGUCUGAUUGUCUUCAAAGCAGAUAUUAUAGACCCGGAAUCAAAGCUCAAAUCUUGGAGUGAAGAUGAUGCUGAAAAUCCCCCCUGCAAGUGGAAGGGUAUUAAAUGUGAUCCUCAGUCUAACAGAGUUACUGAGGUUGUUCUUGAUAAUUUAUCUCUUUCUGGGCAUAUAGGAGGGAGAGGCCUUUUGAAGUUGCAGUUUUUAAGAGUUUUAUCUUUGUCAAGCAACAGUUUCACUGGGAAUAUAAAUCCCUUUCUUGCCCAAAUUCCUACAUUGAGUUUAAUUGAUCUGAGUCAAAAUAGUUUAUCUGGCUCUAUCCCUAAUGAGUUCUUCACACAAUGUGGCUCCCUAAGGGUAGUUUCAUUUGCAAUGAACAACCUCACUGGACAAAUCCCGGCCACUCUAAGUACAUGCUCAACAUUGGAGAGGGUCAACAUGUCCUCAAACAGGUUCUCCGGUCAGCUCCCUAAUGAACCAUGGUAUUUGUUUUCUUUAAAGUCAUUUGAUGUUUCUAAUAAUCUUCUAGAAGGUCCGAUUCCAAAGGGACUAGAGAAUUUACAGGCAUUGACGUCGUUGAGAAUGAAUAGGAAUAGUUUUAAUGGUCAGCUGCCUGAAAGUAUUGGGAACUGCAGGCUUUUGGAAUCCCUUGAUCUGAGUGAUAAUGCACUUACUGGACGCCUUCCUGACUCAAUGCAGAAACUGGGUUCAUGCGUAUAUCUUAAUUUAAGCAGAAAUAUGUUAAUGGGAAAGGUUCCAGACUGGAUAGGAUAUAUGAAAGGGACGGAGAUUCUUGAUCUUUCUGGAAAUGUGUUUUCAGGUCGGAUUCCAGAUUCCAUAGGAAAACUUCAGUUCUUGAAGGAGGUAAAUUUGUCAAACAACCGGCUCACAGGAAGCUUGCCAGGUUCUUUAAUGAAUUGUUCUCAUCUUGUGGUUCUAGAUGUGAGCAAAAACCGGUUCAACGGUAAUCUGCCUCCAUGGAUUUUCCAGUCUGGUUUAAUUAUUAUGUUUCUAUCUGGGAAUAAGUUUUCUGGGAGUAUGAAACAAUCAACUCUUACAGCCUCUUAUCAAACUCUUGAAGUUUUGGAUUUAUCUUCCAAUGCAUUGUCUGGUGAAAUCCCAUCUUCCAUUGGGAAUUUUAGCCAGUUACGGAUCUUGAAUGUUUCUAAGAACUCUUUCUUUGGUGGAAUUCCUAAGACUUUGUUUGGAAAGCUAAAGCUUGCUCGAGUUCUUGAUAUGAGUCACAAUCUGCUAAAUGGAAGCAUCCCUUCAGAAAUUGAACACGCGGCUUUAUUGCAGGAACUGAGGCUGGAAGGUAAUCUCCUGACAGGAGUGAUUCCUACCGAAAUUCAGAAUUGCAUCUCUUUAACAUCUUUGAUUCUGUCAAAGAACAAGCUCACCGGUGAGAUCCCUUCUGUGAUUGCGAAGCUAACAAACCUUCAGAUUGUGGACUUAUCUCUCAACAACUUCUCCGGGACAAUACCAAAAGAAUUAACCAACCUUUCCCAGCUGGUCUCCUUUAACAUCUCCCACAACCGUCUGGAAGGCGAACUGCCAGUAGGUGCCUUUUUCAACCACAUUCCACUCUCAGCAGUGGUCGAAAAUCCAUCCCUUUGUGGCUCAUUAUUCAACCACUCUUGCCCGUCCGAUCACUCAAAACCAAUCGUCUUUGACGUGAAUUCAACCAUUCAGAAUCACAAUGCAACCUCUCUUGCCCGUAACCAUAAGAGAAACAUGCUCAGCAUAUCCUCUCUUUUCGCUAUCGGUGCUGCUGUUGUCAUUGCUCUUGGUGUGGUCACUAUCAGUAUUGUGAAUUUACUCGUCCCAUCUUCUUCAAGACAGGAUGCUGAUGUGGCAUUUCUUGGCAUGGAUGAAUUGAGUAAUUCCAAUGGUGGCACCGAAGAAGCCAACUAUGGGAAACUCAUUAUGUUUUCUAUUGAUGCCGAUUUUGGUUCAUGGACCGAACCAGUUCUGAACAAGGAUUCCGAACUCGGACGCGGUGGAUUCGGAUCGGUUUAUCGGACUGAACUAAAAGAUGGACUAUGUGUGGCCAUAAAGAAACUAAACGUGUCAAGCUUAAUCAAGUGUCAGGAAGACUUCGAGAGGGAAGUCACAACCCUUGGAAAAGUCAAGCACCCGAACCUGGUGGUUAUUGAAGGCUACUAUUGGACCCCUACCUUACAACUCAUAAUCAACGAAUAUGUAAGUGGAGGAAGUCUUUAUAAACAUCUUCACGAGGAAAACCCCGAAGGCGUACUUUCUUGGAUGCAAAGGCUCAAAAUCAUUUUGGGUGUAGCCAAAGGGUUAGCCCACUUGCAUGGGAUGAACAUGAUUCACUAUGACAUUAAGUCUACCAAUGUUCUUAUAGACGGGUCGGGAGAUCCAAAGAUAGGGGACUUUGGGUUGGCUAGGCUGUUGCCCGUGGUGGACCGAUAUACCUUAAGCAGCAAAAUUCAGAGUGCAUUGGGGUAUAUGGGUCCUGAGUUUGGGUGCCAAACGGUGAGAAUAACCGAAAAGUGUGACGUGUAUGGAUUUGGGGUCUUAAUAUUAGAAGUAGUGAGUGGGAAGAAGCCGGUGGAGUACAUGGAGGACGAUGUGAUAGUAUUGUGUGAUUAUGUGAAGGGAGCUUUGGAGCAUGGUAAAGUGGAGGAGUGUGUUGAUAAGAGGUUGGAAGGUGUGUUUUCCAUGGAGGAGGUGGUUUCGGUCAUAAAACUUGGACUCAUUUGUGCAUCUCAAGUACCUUCAAAUAGGCCAGACAUGGAAGAAGUUAUCAGAAUCCUGGAACUCAUACAGUCUUCUUCUACUGAAAGCCGAGACGAUGAUCUGGGAUGUAUUUAAGGGGUCGUUUGUCUGUUAAACAAGAUUACAAUGGGAGUUUUUCAGUGAAGAGUGAUCUUUUUUGCUUUUUCGGGUGUGAAAUUUAUUCAAUUUUUGUUUCGUGUAUUUCUAUGAUUCAAGUGAUUGGUUACUCUUCACUGGCUGAAACUUCUGUAGGCUUUUUGAAAUUUUAUUUAGUGAAAAGAAAAUCUUCAUACAGAUGAUUGGACUAUUGGAUCCAUGGACAGUGUUUAUUGUUUAAUUUAUUUGUCUAGCAUAUGUUGUUUGCAAA
This is a messenger RNA of Cuscuta epithymum, 3567 nucleotides long. The record is from the annotation of a GenBank genome assembly. NCBI's taxonomy places the organism in Eukaryota, Viridiplantae, Streptophyta, Magnoliopsida, Solanales, Convolvulaceae.